Messenger RNA from Glarea lozoyensis ATCC 20868, 561 nucleotides. RefSeq lists its product as uncharacterized. The coding region runs from base 1 to 561 and encodes 186 amino acids. NCBI's taxonomy places the organism in Eukaryota, Fungi, Ascomycota, Leotiomycetes, Helotiales, Helotiaceae. The transcript has 2 exons. The record is from RefSeq and is a predicted model, not a curated record.
AUGUUCUCGCUUUUCAAUGUUGUCGUUCCCCUCUUAAUUGCUUCCGUCACUGCACUCCCAACGCCGAGAGAGCCAUUAUCGUCACAACAGCAAGUCAUCACAGCUGUAUCGAAUAUCUUUCUUGAUAUUGCACAAAUAAAUGGUGCAAUAUCAGAGCUUCUUAAUCGCAAAAAUCCUAUCGACAAAACAACGAUCAUAGAUCUGGCAAGGAUAGCACUCAGUUGUACGCUAGAUGCUGACAUCCAGCGCAACAAAUUAUUUGUUCUUAGCGGAGGGGAAGGCACUGUAACAAGCCCGAACCCUGGAGAAGACGCAAGCUUAAGCGUACUCUGUGUCACCGAAACAGAAGAUAAUAAGAACCCUCUCUCGACGUACAACUUUAUAAUCGACAACCCAACCGAUAUUUCUCAUGUUCAAGACAAUCUACUUGCAAAGGCACACGAUAUUAAUUCGAACCUUGUAAAGCAAGUCACAAUUUUAGCAAAUGCAGCAUAUCAGAAGGUUAAUUUACCCACGGAUGCGCCGACUAUUGAGGUUUUGAAAGUGCCGCAAAGCGACUGA